This is a messenger RNA of Paramuricea clavata, 25797 nucleotides long. Lineage: Eukaryota; Metazoa; Cnidaria; Anthozoa; Malacalcyonacea; Plexauridae. The record is from the annotation of a GenBank genome assembly.
CGGGCGUUAAUGUCUGCUCCCAAGAGUUUCAAUUGUAGUCAUUUCAAUGCAGGUAGCUGUCUGAGGUGGGCGCUACUUUAAAACCCAAUUUUAGGAAUUUCCCGUUCAUAUGCACUCACCUUGGUGAAACCAUCUUGCGUGUGUCAGGGUAAGAAUAUUCAAACACCAUCGUCUCCGUAAAAUAUUUUUCAGGAGUUCCAUGGAAGUCAGGAACAUCAUCAUUUAACAUCCGAUUCAAAGCAAAAGUUGAUGGGAAACCAUUUUAUGAAACUUUACAUUGCUGCGGAAAUUUCAGGACGGUCAAAGAAGGUAUACAUAAUAGAUUUCUACAACGUUAAGUAAGAACACACCCUUCUGGAAAGUACUUAGACUUGGCUAUAGAGUUUGGUUUUGGGGACUGAGAUAUCCGCCUGUAUUCUAAAAGCUCACGCGCAGUCAAAGAGUGGAGGUUCAAUCUGAGCUUCCCUUGAGUGUCAAUGCUGUUUGUGAAUAGCUGAAGAGUUAGUGUCGUGACUUACUCUGUGACUACUAACUCUUCAGCUAUUCAAAAACAGCACUGACACUCGAGAGAAGCCCAGAUUGAACCUCUACUCUGUGACUACUAACUCUUCAGCUAUUCAAAAACAGCACUGACACUCAAGAGAAGCCCAGAUUGAACCUCUACUCUGUGAGUGUGAGUGAGAUUACAGAAUACAGGCGAUCGACUUUAGAAUCCUUUAUGUUGUUACUGAUGACCUAAUUAUGUAAACUAUUUUAUAUUAUCCAGGAUAACUGUAUGAUUUCGUGAAUGUGUCCAUCUGUAACAAGAUAAAGGACUCUAAACCCACCACGAAAACGAGGCUCUACUUCUUGCACUGUGCGACCAGGCCUUGUCAGCAGUUUUUGGGUGGCAAAUCGCACAACAACAAAAGAUGACAAGUAUAGCAGUGAUUUAGUAAUUGACUCCUAUUCUUGUUACCGUCUUUUUCCCCAUGCGGUUUAUCACCUAGAGUUGCUUGCAGAUUACCAAAAAUUUGAAUCAAAUACUAAAGUAAUUGUUUAAACAAUGUAAUAUGUAGAAGCGAAGUCGAGCAGUGAUGGCAACACCGUUUUUAGUUCAAAUGAAACUUGUUUUGUUGUCUUGGCAAAACUCAUUCAACCCAGCUACCAACGCGAUGUGAGCAAUUGGCUUGAUGUUGGUAUUGAGUUCUCUUCAAGGCAAAGUCUGGAUGGAAAGUUUCUGUACUUAGACCCGAGGUGAGUUACUUUGUCUCGGUGCUGGAAAUUUCCGACAGCGCCAGCAGCCCCGCUGACAGGGCAUGUACUAAAACCUGAACGAUGGACGCCCAUGGACGAUAGACGAUGGACGUUCAUCGUCCAGGUUUUAGCACAUGAAAUACUAUCAUAAUGAAGAGAAAAGUGGGAUGAAUAUACGGCCGAAAAGAGAAAACCAACGAUACCAAAGUUAUAUCAAACGUACUGCAUUUUUAAUUAAUUUAAUAAUUUUGAGUGAUUUGUCAAUACAAUUUCGCUUAUUAAAACUGCACUUUAAAACCUUAAAAAUAAAAUAGUUUGGGCUCAAAAUACUAUCAAAAUGACGAGAAAAAUUAGUCGAAUCCACUGGUAUACGGCCGAAAACGAGAAAACCAACGAUACCAAAGUUACCAAGAAUCGAACGUGUACUGAAUUUCUAAUUAGUUUAAUAAUUUUGAGCGAUUUGUCAAUGCAAUCACGCUUGACUUUCAAAGGCCAUAAAUCGCUAGAAUUCUGUUGUUUAGUAAUACAUUUGACAUCCGUAAGUACAAUUUCGUACGCUAAAUCGAACGGUGGUAUUUUUGUCCUUAUUGGGCGCAUAAAACCAGAGACGAGGCUAUUAAGGCGCAGCAAGAAGUCAAUCGUGAGAGUUCGAGAUUAAAAUAGAAAAGAAAACUUUCCUCGAAGAAAGGAAUUCGGAAAACGUGAAGGAUUAUCUUGAGCGGCUUGUCUUUAAAAGGCCAUAAAUAGCUAGAAUAGAAAUCAAUUUUGAAAUCAAUUUUCCAUCCAUGAAUACAACUUUUCACGCUGAUUCGAACAGUGGUAUUGUUGUCCUUGUUUGGCCCAUAAAAGUAGAUUUAAAGCCUAGCACCCAUAAAAGUAGAGAUAAAACCUAGCAAACAGUCGAUCCUUGGAUAAAUUUGGAGCACGUGCAAGGAAUUUUACUAGGCGAUUAAGAAAACGUAUUGAUGCGAACAAACUAACAAACAAACGGACAAACUCACAGGCAGAAUAUAAUGCGGUGCCAAACUUGGGAACCGCAAUUCAAAACACUAAAACCCGCACACUUCCGCUCCUGUACUUUGUUGUCAUUUAUUGUAUAUUUCGCUGUGUAUUAAUAAUAAUACUGAUAUUGCAAUACUUGUAACAGAGAAUGGCUUUUGUAUAAAGUAGCGUUGGAUUUGUGGCAAGAUGAUCACGCUAAUCAUACACAUGAAAAAGCGCAAAAAUAGCCAACAUUCUUUCUCGUUUACGUGGAAAUGCAGAAAAUAUCGAAUGUAGUGAACUAAAACUCUUUCCAGCUUCUGUCACCUAAAUAUCUUUUACGAGGUCAGUCAGUCAGUCAGUGGUGCCACCAGAGUAGUACAAUUGCAUGGGGUGCAGGAGGGGGAAUGUCGAGCGCCGAUGGCGCGAGACACUGUAGGGGUCUCGCGCACAACGAGAACAUUUUGAAAUCUUGAGUCAUUGAAAUUGGGAUUUCCGGAAUUGCGUGGAGUAUAAAGUACACGAAACACGUGAUCUUUCACGACAACACCUAUGUAUAGCUGCAUCAAAGUUCUAUACAGCCGAAUCAAAGUUCACCUUGAAGAAAAGGGGGGCGUGGCCUCCCGAGUCCUUUCCGGUAGAAUACCGUUGAUUUUUAGUUUAUUGGUGUUAUUGAUUUUUGAGUUUAUCCGUCGAUAUGAAACCCUUAAAUGAUAUUUAUUAUCAGUAUUAUAGCGGAAAAUAACUAUAAUGGAACCGCAAGAACAAAAAAGGAUCCAAUAUGGGAAAAUGCACAACUGUCAAUGAAUAUUCCUUUAACGCAAAAAAUGAAGAAGCAGGAAAAUAACAACAAAACAAUUUAUUUUCGUUUUAGUUAUUGAUCAUAUUCAUCUCACUUUUCUCUUCAUUUUGAUAGUAUUUCAUGUGCUAAAACCUGGACGAUGGACGUCCAUCGUCCACGGACGUCCAUCGUCCACGGACGUCCAUCGUCCACGGACGUCCAUCGUCCACGGACGUCCAUCGUCCAGGUUUUAGCACAUGCCCGCUGACAGGAAAUGUUUUACAAUUAUCCUUCGCAGGAAUUUUUUUACAUCUUGUCAUCUUAUAUACUGGAUAUUAUAUUACAGGGCCGUAACAACCGGGGGGGGCUGCCCCCCCCCCCCAAUAAUUUGCUAAUAAUCAUUCUUUUUUCAAAAUCUUGCAGACCUUUAUCAUUUAAUCCAUGCAGAACUGCAAAGAAUGAAGAUAUUACCCAUACUUUCCUGCAACUUAUCCAAAAUAUAGUUAAUUAAAUACGCCUUCGCCCAUUUAGUGCUACUAAAUUGUAAAUUUUGACAUAUUAAAACGCUGUUUUCUGACCAUCAGAACUCUGUCAAAUCUUCCCCAAAGUCCAAGAAAUGGCAAAUUCCCUCGGGCCUUCGGCCCUCGCCAGCCCGCCAAUCAAAACGAGCUUCCUACGGCCUUGAAUUUACUUCUUGUUUACAAACGCGUUUUACAAGUCGAGAUUGGGCCGAGAUUGACGUUUAUCACAACCUGCGGCACCAUACGUUCUCUGAAAUCUGACGUUUUAUAUUUGACUGACACAGGGAAUUUUUAUUUACCGAUUUUGCUGCCAGGAUGAGAAAUAUAUUUUCUUGGCCUGCUCUGUCUGUUUCUUGCUUCACAGAUUUGGUGCUUUGGUCACGCACAUUUAUAUAUUUAGGAAAAUGGAGCAUACUCUGAGCAUCAUCAUCAUUCAUCAAGCAUGUACUUUUGUAUUUUGAUAAAUUUAUUUUGUCAGUGACUUCAUUUGAUUGUAAAACUAAUUUAAAUAUUUUUCAUAAAAUAUAGGAGAUACUUAUAUUUACUGCGUAUAUUUGCAGGUGUAUUCCUAUCACAGGUUACCUUCCUUACGAGAUACUUGGAUCAAUGAUGUAUGAGUAUAUUCAUUUUGAUGAUCUGGAAAAUAUCAGAAUAAGUUUUGAAGCAUGUAAGUCUCACAUCAUUCCAUUUUAGACGCAUUUUGAAGUAUAUUUAACCAACUGUUUCUCACCUUACCUGCGGUCAACACAAAAUUGUUUUUUGAAGCAGUACAACUUUGUUCGAAUACAUUACAGUGCAACCUUCCGGUAAAUACGUCACUUUGGCUACAAAGCCUCGUUGUCGUGUAUAUGAUAUUCCUACCAGGGACCUGUCGUUGCAUUUUUCGUAGCUGUUCCUGGUUAGGUCUAAUAAAUGUACAUAAAUUUCCACUCAAUAAUUUCCAUCAACAAGACCCUUCAACCAUUGAAUGAAUGAGGAAUAAUAAUAAAUAAUUCAUGAAUGAGGUUCAGAUUUGACUUCCACUACCGCUACCAUUAAUGAACUAUUAACCAAUCAGAUGCGUACUGAGCCAGCGAGAGGUAGUGGUAGUGGAAGUCAAAUCUGAACCUCGCUAUUUAAUAGUCAAAUCCAAACGUGUCAAUCACGAAAACGACUUUCUACAGCCAAAGUGACGUACAUUACGUUGCAAUUUUUAAUGGAGCUAGAAAACGUUUUCUUGUUAAUGUUUAAAUAUUUUAGUAAUCAUAUUUGAACAAAACAUAAUGAUAAAAAAAUUUUCUUUAUUAACCUUUUUGAUGCAUAUAUUUGUGCCGUUUGAAAAACAAGUUCUCGUGAGUUUAUCGACUAACUCAAAUUGCAUUCUUCCUUCAUACACCUGGGUUGUAUAAAGACUCAACUAGUUUUCCAACCUCGUUCCCAGAAGAGGGAAGAGCCUGGGAACGAGGUUGCUAGUUUUUAAAUGCCCGUUUUGUAGUUAAAUAAUAGUUGGCUCCAGGGGCGUUUUUUUCAAAGGUCCAAAAGUGCCCUUUUUGUGAUGGAAAGUGCUCUUUUUGUACAAGCUAAUGUUGCUGCAAAUACUAUAUUAACAUCGAUGGCAGGGCUUGAAUUUUAUCGCGACAAUUGCCGUAGAGGGAGAGAAAAAUGCCGGGGAUUUUUUGCGGCAACAACUGCAAUUUUUUGCCGUAUAGUGUAAUUUUUAUACUAUUCACCGUGCAUUACUAUUUUGAUAUUUGAAUUCAGAUGUUGAUCAAAUCAUGGUAAAUUACUAUAAUUUUAGUCUCAGUUUUCUUCGAGAAAAAAAAACACUUAAAGAAAUACGUAAACAUAUUUCUAGCUUGUCAACAAUCCAAAGUAACAAUAAACUUAAAUUUUUAUUAAUUUGAAAAAAUGCCGUGGAAACUGUCAAAAUUGCCGUAGACAGCUGUUACGUUCUACGGCAAUUUUUAACGCCAUUGCCGUCGAUUGUGAUUUAAGGGAAAUUCGAGGCCUGAUCGAUGGUGCCCUUUUUGUUUGGAAAUUUCGAUGUUUUAAAAACAAAUUUGGUCAAAAACGUUCAUUGUACGUUACAAUUCGGUAUGGUAUGAUCGGUAUCAUUAUGGUAUGGUAUGUAUCAUUAUCCAAAAAUGCCCCUGCAAAAGGCCUCCCCCCCCCCCCAUCUUUUGAUGCUUCCUACGCCCCUGGUCAACCGUCAAAUAUGCGAUUCUGAUAGAUUAACUUUAACUGUAUACUUUUUUUAUAAAACCGGUCCCUGCAUUGGAAAGUCUUUGGAGCACUUCUGUGUCUUUUUUGCCCAAUUUUCACUCUACCAUGCUAUUAGCACUGCAUCGUGUAGUGCCUGUAACACUAAUUUCAUGUGUCAAUAUCCUUUCUUAAUAUAUAUUUACUCCAUCCCACCACCGCGCCAUUGAAAUGUUUCUGUUCUCACAUGUAUAGUGUUAGAAGAUGGUGAAGGCGAAACUGAAGGUUAUCGUAUCCUCACUAAAGGAUCUCAGUGGAUAGUAAUCAAAACAAACAGUUGUAUUUCUUACAAUCACUGGAAUUCCAAACCAGAGUUUAUUUGUAGCACCCAUCAGUUGGUUAGGUAAGAUCUACUGUUAUAUAAUCUUGAACUGUCUGUGUCAGUGUAGGUAGUGGCAAUAAUAUGAACAAGCUUUCGUUGAUAGGAAUGCAACUACCUGAAAUUUAUACGGAGAAUUUCGACGUUUCGAGCGAAGGCCCUUUAAGGUACAAACUUCCGAGAUAAUUUAUGCUAAUUUAUAGGUUAAAAUGGGCGCAUGCGUAGUUGACAUUAGUUCGCGCAUGCGUAGAUUAUAGAAAAUGGCGUGAAUCUAAGAAAGAUUUUUUGUAAAAUUCUAUAAAAGAACAGUUUUGUAUUCAAAUAUAUGUGAAAUUCAUUCUAAAAUCGUUACAUGGUUCUUCGAGCCGGAUAAUUCUAUCAAAGGAAAGAUGAGUCAACAAACAAAAGAGAAAAAAUCGAGAACAGCGCACCGAUCUUACACAAGAAAGCUCAUACACAAAGCUGGAGAAGUUUGUAACAACUAUGAUGGAACAAAACCUGGAGAGAUAAAGUUGGAGGGUUUGAACGAGAUUUAUCGGAUAAACUUACUAUCUUAGAUAAACUGGAUAAUUCAAUAAUCGAAACUGUAGACGAGGAAAAGGAUAUCGAAGCGGAAAUAAACGAAUCAAGCGAAUUCCGAAGUUCUAUUCAUGAAGCAAUAUCGCAAAUAGAUUUAUGUUUGUAGGAACGUAAAGUCAAACAUAAUGGUGAGCAUGAUCCAAAUGGCUCUUUGAGUUCAAGUUCUGUGGUUAACAGUUCAUAUUCUGAUGGCAAGCAAAAUGUUCGCCUACCAAAGCUGAAUAUCGGCCCACAUGGAUGCCCUACUUAAAUUGCCAGGAGCUAAUACAAAUUCAGAUACAAAGAAAUUAAGAGGAAUAUAUGAUGAAGUAGAGCAACAUGUACGCGGUUUGAAAGCAGUCGGAAUUAGCAGUAAGCAGUAUGGGAAAUUUCUUGUUCCUAUUUUGAUGAAUAAUAAUCCCUCAGGAAUUGCAACUGAUAAUAACAAGGAAAUUGGGAAAGGAAAAGUGGGAUUUAGAUGCGUUACAGAAUGCUUUCAAGGAGGAACUGGAAGCUAGAGAGAUGUGCGAAUUUGUGCUUUUGAUGUGUGAAUUUUUUUCAGCUUCAAAGAAUGAUGAUAUAAGGAAAGGUGGACGUGGUCGAAGGUAUCCAACUACGGCAGAGGCAUUACUAGCUCAAGGUCAGUAUGAGAAGUUGAUCUGUUAGUUGGGUCAGAUUUCUAUUGGCAGUUUAUGACUGGAAGAGUCCAAAAGGGGGAGGCUGGGCCCACUGCAAUUGAGUCGCACUUGGGGUGAAUUUUAUCUGGUCCAUCAAUCUCUAUGAGGUUGGGUUCACUUGUUAAACGGCUGCGGGGUGAAUCUGAGCUCCUUAUAGAGUAUGAUAACAUUCUUAAAGAGCAAAGGAAAACCGGUGUGAUUGAAGAUGCCCCAGAAGGCCCCGUAUCAGUAGGCGAAGUUUACUAUAUUCCCCACUACUGUGUUGUCAGACAAGACAAGACAAGGACACCACAAAGGUACGUGUGGUGUAUGAUGCAUCAGCAGAAUCAAAGGGGAUCUCAUUAAAUAACUGUUUACAUUCUGGUCCCUGUCUUGUACCCACUCUAUUUGAUAUUAUGUUGAGAUUUCGCUGUCAUCUGUUUGCCUUGGUGGCAGACAUAGAAAAGGCAUUUCUUCAAAUUGAGAUUGCACCUGAGCACAGAGACUUUCUUCGUUUCCUGUGGAUAGAUGAUAUUAGUAACGAACAGCCAAAUAUUAUUGUCCAACGAAUGACAAGAGUUACAUUCGGAGUUACUGCCUCACCAUUUCUGUUAGCAGCUACCUUGCAAUAUCAUAUUGUAAAGUACUACUCUACUGAACCCAAAAUUGUAGACAACCUGCUUCGAUCGUUAUGUUGAUGACCUCGCCUCGGGUGAAGAUUCUUAUCAGAAAACAUAUGAACUGUACGAAAGGGCAAAAUCUAUUCUACAAGAAGGGGGAUUUACCUUACGUAAGUGGGCGACAAAUAAUUCAGACUUGCGUAGCAAAAUUAGUCAAGAUGUCGGCAAGGAUGAUACAAAUUCGAGCACAAACGAAGAUGAAUCCACCUACGCCAAAGCAACACUCGGUUCAUCAUCCAAGACUACUGUUAAAGGAACUGAACAAAAGUUGUUAGGGUUGCUGUGGAACCCUGACAUGGGUGUAUUUAUCAUCAGAUUCCAAGAUUUAAUCAAGGCUGCAGAAUCGCUUCCUGCAACCAAGCGAAGUAUUCUGAAGAUCGUUGCGAGUGUGUAUGAUCCAAUGGGAUUUAUAUCUCCUGUUAUACUUCCUAUGAAGAUGCUUUUUCAACAGCUGUGUAUUGAAAUGGGCGAUUGGGAUGCUCCAUUGACAUCACAAUGUGAACGAAAGUGGCAGGGCUGGAUAACCGAGUUAAGAAAGAUUCCUGAGAUCAAGAUCGAUAGGUGCUGCAUAGAGGAGAACGUUUGUAAGGUAGAAUUACACGGAUUUUCGGAUGCCAGCAAGGGAGCAUUUGCCGCUGUUACUUACUUAAGAAUCGAAUCUCAAGAAUCUGCAAUGUUAACCUUAAUCGCCGCCAAGACAAGAGUAGCACCGUUGAAACAACAAAGCUUACCGAGAUUAGAGCUUCUUGGAGCAUUAAGUCUUGCAAGACUUGUAUCAGCUGUUCGGAAAGCCAUUGAGCCUGUCAUCCCUAUCAGUUCGAUCUACUAUUGGACUGAUUCAAUUACCACAUUGUUUUGGAUACAAGGAACUAGCAAAGAGUUUAAGCAAUUCGUGGAGAACAGAGUAUCGGAAAUCAGAGAAUUGAGCGGCGUAGAGUGCUGGCGACACGUACCUGGGAAGUCCAACCCUGCAGAUCUACCAUCUCGAGGUGUUCGGUUGGAAGAUUUAGCUGAUAAUAGUUUAUGGUGGAAUGGUCCAACUUGGCUUCACGAAUCUGAAGAACAUUGGCCUCAAUUCAAGAAUGCAGAGCCUGACGAGGCAGCGGAGAAGGAAAUGAAGUUGAGCGAAUGAUCGUUAGCGACGUCGGACGGUUCUACACACGUGUCAGUAACUCAAGUUCAGAACAGGUAUAAAUCUAGAACUAUUAAUCGAUCCAAAAAGAUACAGUUCUUCAUUAAAAUUAUAUCGGGUUACAGCUCUGGUAAUAAUAUUUGCGAAAAUAUUGCAAGCGCGCAGAUAGUCGACAGCGGAAUCGUGUCACAACUGACGAGAUAAAAGAGGCGGAAGUGCUAUGGUUCCAAACCGUUCAGAGAACCACUAUCGAUGGUAGGAAAUUCUCACAAGUUCAAAGGUCUCUAGGACUUUACAGCGACGAUUCAAAGCUUCUACGUUGUAAAGGAAGAAUAUCUAAAACGGACAUACCAACAAAAACGAAGAAUCCGAUUAUUCUACCGAACUACCAUCAGUUAACUUCGAUUAUAAUUCGUGAGUGUCAUGAACGAGUGCUUCAUAAUUGGGUGCAAGACACCUUGUGAUGUUUAAGAGAACGAUUCUGGAUUGUCAAAGCGUAACUUGUCGUAACUUGUCGUAAAUUCGAAGGAAAGGCUUAUACACCGCCAACUCAAGCAGAUCUUCCCAAAUUCCAUUUUACUCAAGAUUUUCCAUUCAGUCACGUUGGGGUAGAUUUCGCGGGACCAAUUUACGUAAAAUCGGUUGCUAAAGGACUAACCGAAAUGACCAAAGCGUAUAUUGCACUUUAUACAUGUGCAAGUACUCGAGCAGUUCAUCUGGAAUUGGUUCCAAACCUGACAGCUGAUGCGUUUAUUCGAUCAUUUAGGAGAUUCAUUAGUCGAAGAGGUAUUCCAAAGUUUAUAUUGUCGGACAACGCUAAAACAUUUAAGUCCUCAAGCAAUAAAUUGUCAGCAAUAUUCGAUUUACUGGAAGUCCAAGAAUUGUUACAGUCCAGACGAGUUGAAUGGAAAUUCAUAGUUGAAAAGGCCCCUUGGUGGGGUGGGUUCUGGGAGCGAAUGGUCAAGUCGUCGAGGCGUUGUUUAAAGAAAACAUUAAAGAAUGCGAGAUUAAGUUACGAUGAACUUAAUACAGUUCUUACGGAAGUGGAAAGUGUACUAAACUCAAGACCACUGACGUAUGUUGAAUCUGGCGAAAUGGAAGAAGCUUUAACACCUUCUCAUUUAUUAAUGGGAAGACGUUCAAUUUUGAUGUCAAAUUCUAAGUGUGAAGGAGAAACGGUAGACAUCUGUGGAACGGAGUUAACAAAAAGAGCGAAGUAUCUAUGUAGGUUAACUGACAGUUUCUGGAACAAAUGGCUUAAGGAAUAUCUUCUGAGUCUUUGGGAACAACAUCGUGGCUCGUUGAGCGUGACGAAAAAAACAUCUAUCAACAUUGGUGAUGUAGUUAGUGUGCAUGACGAGAACAGAUCUCGAGCAAAGUGGCGUUUGGAAAGAGUUCAUGCGCUAAUACGUAGUACAGAUGGGAAAAUACGCGCUGCUGUUAUUAGAAUUGCGGGGGACAGCAAGAAACCAAUGUACAUACGGCGUCCCGUUCAGAAACUGUUUCCAUUGGAGCUUAGGAACGAACAUACCCAAGAAGAUGAAACGGAGGAUCGUAGACCAAGAAGAAAGGCAGCAAUUGUCGGAGAAAUAAAGAGACGUUGUGUUCACAAAUAAGUUGUCAAGGCGGGAGUGUACGAACUUCCGAGAUAAUUUAUGCUAAUUUAUAGGUUAAAAUGGACACAUGCGUAGUUGACAUUAGUUGGCGCAUGCAUAGUUGACAUUAGUUGGCGCAUGCGUGGAUUAUUGAACAUGGCGUGAAUCUAAGAAAGGUUUUCUGUAAAAUUCUAUGAAAGAACAGUUUUGUAUUCAAAUAUAUAUGUGAAAUUCAUUCUAAAAUCGUUAUACCCUUCUAUCCAGUAACUCCAGACGAAGGGCCUUCGCUUGAAACGUCGAAAUUCUCCUUAGAUUUUUCAGGUAGUUGCAUCCCUACCAAGGAAAGCUUGUUAAGAUCUACUGUUGCCUUUCACACUAAUUCAAGAAAUUCCAAGAAAUCCCUGAUCAAAUGGGAGAUGUCCAAUCUAGGUUUGAUUCUGGGUGAAUUGGCUUCUACAAAACAGUACCAUGGCAACUAUGACGUUUCAAUGUGACCAAUAUAAACUUAACUCGAAGAGAACUUAGGCAUCUCCACUUUUUAUUUUAGGCGUAAAAAAUGUUCUGUUUCUGGUCAGCGAGCGCGUCACUUUUAAUAACGGGAACGGAGAUAAAAUCCUUUAUACGAAGUUGACAAAUUUGGUGACAGUUUAAAAUUAGUUAAUGUAACAUGGUUGUUAAGUCUCGGUGUGUAAACGUAUCCCAAGAUUUAGAUCUUAGUAUAAGUGGUUAUAAUUGAUAUUUUUGUUGUUUGUUAUUUAUCUAUAAUAUUAACGACUUUAGGGGUUAGGUGUCAAUUGGGACAAAAGUCCUGUUCCUUUCCCAUCACAACUUGUCUUUGUAAGCUUGUAUUGUCAGUCUAUUGUCAAUGUUAAAACAUAAAGUAAACGUAAAUAUAGUUGAUCUGUAAAUAACAUGUAAACUGUGACAAACGUAUUAUAUUAUAUUAUAUCAUAUUAUAUUAUAUUAUUAGUAUAGGUAAUAGUUUCGAGUGCAAUUUGGGUGAAACAUGCACGUGUGAAUUUUUCAAAGAGCAUCAAAAUAGCACGAGUCCGAAGGACGAGUGCUAUUUGAGGUCUUUGAAAAACUCACGAUUUUUGUUGUUACAUUUUUGUUGUAUCACUGUUGUUACAGAUUUUUGCACCGCUGUUUGAGAUUAACUGCACUGAAAUCAACCAAUCACAGUCGAGUAAUAUUUUUAUGUAAAUUACUAUAACAAUAAAAGCCAUAUAUUGUCCAUAUAUUUCAAUGUUUAUUCACAUUUUUGAGAAGUGUAAUAUGUGGGUUCAUUGUCAUGCUAAUUAGAAUGUAUUGUUUCCUGAGUAUCAUUUAACUAAAAAGACCUCAUCUCUCAAAAGUGUUAAUUAAACAUUAUAUUUAACUAAUUUUAUGUAUUUAGUUUGAAAUGUUUUGAAACUUCAGUGAAAUAGUUUGAGCAACCUGUUUCUUACGAUGUGUAAAGUGUUAUAUAUUGCAUACAUAAUGUUUCACUUGGUAGAUUAGUAUGUACCAGGACGAACUCUACGAUCAUCAUCACAGAUCCAACUUGAAGUGCCAACCGAAAGCGGAACAUUUCAGAGGACAGUGCUGCAGCUGCAUUUAACUCUCUGCCAGAUAGUUUGCGAAAUUGCAAAGAUUUCAACAUUUUUAGAACAAGUAUGAAAGUCUAUCUCACAGACUUGGCCCACGAGAGGCUCGGGCUGGGGUAUAAAUGACUAUGUUUUGUUACAUCUGUUUUGUGAAAUAUGUAUGUGCAGUGAAUGUACUGUAUAGAUGUAUUAACUCUUCAUAGCUACUCAUUGUAAAUAUAGUACUUGUUAAUGUAGAUUAGUUAAUUUAGUGAUAGAAGAGCCAAUUCAAUUUGGAAUCGCUAGUAAAUUAUUAUUAUCAUUAUACACAAAACAAUAUAAAAUUGACGACGAGCGUUAUUGGUCACUGUAAUUGGUCUGCGGCAAAUAUUUAAGUGCAGCGAUUGAUGUGUUUUGUUAUUGCUUUUCUGAUGCUGACUUUAUCAUUUUAUACAUGAAGAAAAUCUGCCAAAUACAGCAGCGGAGAAACGAAGACUGGUAGAGCUUCCAGUUGGAAAGUGGAGGGAAGUACGCCCGGAGCAAGGGCGAUUGAAUCUUCUAAUGAUGGUCAAAGUAAUGUGUCAUCUGAAGUUAACACGUAUGUACAUAAUUUAAUAUCAGUUCUAAUACUUUUAAUAGAACCUCUGGAACUCCCAAGGGAAACGAGGCCGUUUUUUCAAUUUAAGAAAAUAUUUAAUAAUAUAAUGAUCGUGUUACCGUGACAACCGCUUCAAAUACUUCAUGUUUGGAAAAUAUAGUGGUUUUGCUAGCAUGUAUUUCUAGUAUGUAAGUUAAAGCAUAGUUUUCCAACUGUUGGAACACUCGCCAAACCUUUAUUUUGUUAAUCUAGAGCUUGAAAUGUCUCCGUAAUGUCUCCUGGAUUCUUACUCUGGCGUAUGCACGCGUAAAGAAAUUUUGCAUUAAGUUAUUUUUCAACGGCUUAUUUGUUUGAAUUUGCUUCUCACAUUUUUUCACACAGUUAUUUGUACACUGAUAAACAUUGAAAGUGUGCAGUAAUAACGUUUGUUGUGAUAAAUCCUUCAUUAGUCAGAGCCAAAUAAAACUUUCGAAAUUAAUAUACAUGCAUGUACAUCACUUACGUAAAUAUCCUGUCGAGCCCUAAGCUGAGUUAAAGUCUCUCCUCGUUUACAUGGAAUUCACCCUGGUGUAUUUAUGGCAGUAAAAAUUUUCCUGGGUGUACCAGUAGUGUUCGCCUCUUCGGACUGCCAGACCCUCUAUUGCUUACGGAAUGUGCAGUGAUAAAAAAUUCAUUAAAUUAGGUAUGGUUAUGGGAAGUGUUCAAUCCAACACAAUCCAAAAGCCUUCAUCUCCAAAUGAAUAUACCGUUCAAAAAUUCUUAGAUGUACAUUGUAAUACAUGUAUAUGUCAAUGUAUAUACGAUCUGUGAUUUUCUCUAAAGUAAAUUUUGCUCGAUUGUGUUUCAGGUCGAGCUCGUCCUUACGAAAUAGUCAAACCAAGGAUACAGUUACCAAUGGAACGUCCUGGAUGGUUGAAAUUACUCAAAAUGGGUAUCCGAAAUCAGACAGGAAUGAUUCAAUUCAUAGUCCACAACAAUCCAAUGGGGUAACAAAUGAAAUGCCACCAUGUAGUCCAGCAAUUGAAAGUAAUCCACAAUCACCCGUUGCUGCGAGAUACUGGUCAGGACAAAGUUCUUCUCAGAAUAGCAGUUUUCAAAAUCCUUUAGUUGUCAUACCUCAAUCACGACAACAAAAUAUUGAAUGGUUUACCUCCUCUUCUGGUACCUCUAGUAAUGUAGGAACUGAUCGGUAUCCACAGUCUCCCAGGGUAUUACAGGAAUAUACUGAGUCUAAUGUGAGAACUGAUCGAUAUCCGCAGUCGUCUAGGGUAUUGCAGGGAUAUACUGAGAUAUCUAGCACGCCGAUGUGGCAAAUUGCUGGACACCCACAAAGUUCCUCAGACACCCCGAGUGAGUUUUCUCAGCCGAGUUCUCAAAUGCCACAAGGAUAUUAUCCAUCAUCACCAGUGACCUCUGAAAGAACUUUUCAACCACAUACACAAAGCUUGAGCGAUCUUUCUCUGGCAUCUUCCAGUUUGCCUCCAUCCAGUCCAGUCGGUGAGAAUUAUCCUUUAUCUCCAACAACUGCCCAUGUAAUGUCACCUCAAAUGACCGCAGAAUCUAGAUAUCAACAAUCACCGUCCCCUACAGGAUACCCUGCCACCCCUGCAAGAAUGGUUAAUUCUUAUCCUCAAUCUCCAUGCAGUGUACCCCCUCAUUCUCCUCAAUCCCACAAAAUGGAUGAAUAUAGUCCAUCGUCACCACUGUUACCAACAUCUCCUCAACCCAGAACAAUGCAAGAAUAUCCUACACAAUAUUAUGCCCCAUCCCCUCAAGUACCUGACAGAUAUCCCCAGUCACCAGCCUAUUCCCCUAGAUCACCUCACUCAUCAGCACCCUGUAGUUUUCCACACACCGCUGAUAACUUUAGUCAAUCACCGUCUCGCUAUCCUGCAUUAUCCCCAUCCCCGGCACCAGCAUACCAUCAAUCACCUGCAAGAGCCCACCAUAUCCCUACCGGAACCAACGAGUUAUAUAGGGCAAUGUCACCUUACUCUGCUUCAUCAAUGAACGAAGGACGUACCUUACCAGGAGGUUACCAUAUGUCUCGUCAAUCAAACACUACCUACCCCCAGUCACCACACGACUAUCCUGUUAGAUCCCCUCAGACACCAACUACCCCCACAGAAAGAUACCUACAACCCAGUGUAUCUCCCCGUCCAAUGCCACAUGAUACCAUAAAUCAUCCUAGAUCACCCGAAAGCAACCUUCUACGAUCUCCUGUAUUACCACCUCCUGUGCGGCAUAAUGUACUCGGUGAUCAAUCUACACCAAGUCCAGUAGUGAGUAAUAAUAUGACUCAUUUUCCUGUGCAAUCAGAUCAACAACGCUCCAGAUUGCCAGCAGAAACUUUGGGUAGGAAUGAUGGAUCUUCAGAGCAGUUUGGCAAAAAUAGAGGAGUACGACCACAGAGUUGGGAAAUGUUCUCUUCAUCUUGCAUUCCUCAACAUGGUGGUGGCUUAUUUAACACCAAUAGAACACAGAGUAUCACUUGUGAAAGGCAAACUUCAGAACAGCGCGAUCUGGGAGGGCGAGAACAUCAGGCUUAUCAACCAACACAAGGUAUUCACAGUUGUUUAAUUUAUUAUUUUAUUGCUAAUCAUGUUUGGUGUAGGCGUAAACACCAGAAACGAUAUUGCACUCAAAUUCACAUAUUCAAGACAGGUUAACUUAAAUGUUGUUAUAUAACACUUAAAAUGUCCUGUAAUAUUAAGCAAGAUAUGAAUUAAUGUGUGAAGUUGGAAAUGUUAGUGAAAAGGGGAUAAAACGGCCCAUUAAACUGAUUUGAAUACAGGCGCUAUUUCGUUUGCGAUUAUACUUUAUUCCAGUGAAUUUACAAUUUUGUUAUUAUUUGUUUUCAAAAAUUUUAUUCUCAAGACAGUUUUUCUAGUUGUCAACAUAAUUUAAUACGUUUGCUUGAAAGGACACUUACAAACAAAGACAAUUACACAAUACCAAAUUUGAAAACAACAAAAUGCGGUAAGCGCAAUAUCAUACCAACCUCGUUCCCAGGGGUCAAGUGCAGCGUACCCGAUUAGCAACCAAUCGCUUGCAUAGACGCAAGGUGUUUUAUCAGCACUGAUCAGCAAUUAAAGGUACGUUUUAAAACAGGAUUGGCAGGUUACAUUUAAGGAAUCUAAUGCAAUUACAUAAUGCAAGCAAUUCAAGGGUGUAGUCUAAUAUAGGAUUUGUAAGGAAAUUUUUAAUUAUUGUAAAAUCUAUGAAUAAUUAAUGCGACAAACAAAUCACAGGUCACAUGUGCCCACUUGUAACUCGCAUUAAAGAUCAGAAAGUCAUGUUAGAGGGAUUUUAUGAAAGUUAUGAAUACCAAUUCAGAAGUAGGGGUGUUUAUGAAAGUUACCAAUACCAAUUCAAAUUUUAAAUGUAUUACUAAUGAAGUGUGAGAUUUUCCCCAUGAGCAGUGAAUACUAAUAAAGUAAACAAAUAAAUUCAUUUUGCAAGUACGUUAAAAUAUUCACAUGGGGAUAUCAAAUUUCAUCAUACCAUGCUCAUCCUCGUCAAUCCAAACCAAAUUUGAAUGACAAUAUAAUAUUUAUUUUUAAUUGCAGAACAAACGUUAACAACGAGGCCACAGGAUUCCACUGUUAGCUCGGUAAGUUUGGAUAACUUUCACAUGUUUGGUGUUCUCUGUUAAUGGCAAGCCAAGUCAUGCCAUGAUAAAAAUACUUUGGAUUUCAGCGUCAGUGGAAGUCUGUGGCGUUGUAAGUUUAGCAACCCUGGGAGGAAUGGUUCUCGUUUCCUCUCUUGAUCGAGAUAGGCUUUGCAGGAACAGUCAAGAACUGUUUACAUCUAUUUAUUUAUUUUAUUUAUUUUAUUAAUUUUUUAAAAAUUAAUUUUACAAUUAUAUCAAUUGCAUGAAGGCUCAGACAACAGGACAAAUAAAGUCUUGCCUGACAUGCUACAUUACAACACCAUUUAAACUAACAAACUCACAUUACACAUCAUCAUAUAUGUACAUAAUUAAAAUUCGCUAAAAUGUACUUUUAGGAACAACAAUGUAAAAAGGGAGAACGACACUCAGCACAAAAUAUUUUCCAAGUCCUUGGUCUGUCAACAUCAAAACAUGCAUUACGUUUCUCAGUAUAAUGUUUAUUACACUGGCCGCAGUCAGUGUCAUGGAAUGCCCUUGCUGUCUUUGUCUUUUUCGGGGGGGGGGGGGUUGUUGUCGCAAGUGUGACAUUCCAUUGCGGCAUAAUGGGCUCAGGAUUGCGCAGUUUAGCUAAAACAUGCUCAAAAGACGAUUAGGACAUGGAUUAGGGUUAGGAUUGGGCUUAGGACCAAUUUUACACAAUGUUAAUCAGAACGAAUUUCGUAUUUAACUACGUUACAAAUCUUAGACGCUGUAAUUAGCCAUUUCCCAAUCGAGCAGAGGACUGGGUCUAGUUCAUGUUUGGAGGGAUGUUUGGAGGGACGUUUGGAGGGACAACAAGUUAUAGUGAGCGAGCUAAAUAUAUAUUAAAAGAUGCCUUAUUAUAAUUGUUGCGUUUCAGGCUGCACAAAUAACUUUAGGAAUGUAGGAAAACUUCCUAGAUGCCAUAUUCGGCAUAUUGUUUAUUUUUUGUCCCUCCAAACAAGCGACUAGACCCAGUCCUCUGCUCGAUUGGAAAAUGGCUAAUUGUGGGACGUAUUUUAUUAUAUUUCAUUGCGCAUGCGCGUGAACUUUUCUGUGUUUUUCGAUAAGAUAUCGCUGAAACUCUAUUGAUUUUGUAUGGAUUUUUAUUGUGCCGUACUCUGAAUGUUUGUGAUCAUGAAGUGACGGCCGUCAAGAAGUGAAGAACAUCUACAUAUUUCAAAUUAUUUUGUAGAAUAUUGCGAUGGUAUUUUACCAACUCCGCGAGGCCAGUGUGAACGCCUGAGCAGGCGUCUUGUUGAGUUUAGUUUAGUUUAGUUUUAAGCGAGUGAACAGUGAGAGGAUUUUACAUCGUCGGCCAGACUGUUCCAUAGGGGUACAAUCCCAUUUUGGGUGGCAAAUUAAAAAUAGUUAAUUAAAAGAAAACAUGGCGUCAAAGCAAGACUGUGGCACUGACUGCGGCUGUUGCUUUUGUUUGAGCAUUUUGAAGAAUUAUAAUGCUCCACAGCUGUGUAGUGGUCGGUUGAAUAAAUUAUUGGAUAGAUUUUUAUGAUACGUACUGCAAGACCUGAAUAGUAAGACGGUCCUAUGUUGCUUAUGGACCCCUGAAGUUUCAAGAUUUUAUCAAGCUUAAGAUCAUUUUCACUUUAUUUUAGAUGCUGCCAGCUAAAAGCUCUUCGUACGUUAAAGCUCAAAGAAUGAUUCAAAAUCAAUUAUUUGAGAAACAAAAUCAUCUUCAAAAUGUUAUUCAGGAUCAGAAAGCACUACUAUCUCGAAUUCAGGAACAAAUUAUCCACAAUGCGCAGUCCUCAGUACACGAAAUUGGUGAUUUGGAAUCUACCAAACAAUUUCAACAGCAAGUAUAUGAUCUGGAGGUUGAACGAAAGCGACAAGAAACUAGACAGCAAGAGUUAAGAUCUGUAUUUCAAGAAAAGCUUAAUAGUCUACCCGCUCAUAAAAGUGAUGGAGAAGUGCAUAAUAGUGGAAUGUCUAGUUCUCAUAUGGCAUACUCGCACAAUGUGAGAUUACGGCCGUUCCAACAUGUGGCAAAUACUGCACAUUCAUCUGGUGCAUCUCAAGACCUUGAGAAUAACAAUAGCUACCCUGGAUUAAAUGCCAAUGAUUCUCCAAAUAUCCCCCAAAAAGCACGUGGUGAAUGUCCUAGUGGUUCUUAUGAAUUUGUAAACGGACGCUCUCCACAACGAGUUCGACAGACAAGCACAAGUCAAGGAUUUGAGGAAGAUUUGUUUAGUGGCGUUCUAACUUCUGACAGAGGACAAUCAUCCGGUAAUUAUUACACACUCUUAGUGCAGUCAAUCGAUCCGCAUUCCUCGACAUCCUCCAUUCCAUCACAACCGAAGAGUAAUGAUGUGUCAUUUAAUGAACGUCAAGGCAGUACAGUAAACACGAGAGAAGGUUGUGGGUCAUCUAGCAAUCAAGUGAAGGAUUAUUUUUCGAAAUUUAGUGCAAGUGAACUAGAAACGUUUCUCUCGUCGUCUUCCGUCUCUUCUUCGACAUCAUCGGAAAAUGAUGCAUCAGAUAAUGUCGUUAAACAAGAAAUAACAGCACCUUCAACUUAUGACUCUCUUUUACUGCAACAGAAACGGUUACUUGAAAUGCAAGAGGUAGGUAAAAUUAAUUCAAUCUUAGGAAGAUAAAUUUUACUCUUUCUCUGAUUCAAUUUGCCCAGACCGCAAAUAUAUCUGAUAUUAUACCUGGUUGUUGUGGACUCACAAACAUGAACACUACUUAGCUUACUAAACAAAUUUUGAAGUGGUGUAUGUGCUUAGGUCUGUGCCAGUGUAGGUAUAGUGCCAAUUAUAAGAAAGCUUCGGAUUGAUAGGGAUACAACUUCUUGAAAAUAUACAAGGAAAACUUCGAGCGAAGGCCCUACGUCGGAAAGUUAGUAGCCAAUUCGAAACGUCGAAGUUCUCCUUGUAUUUUUCAGCUAGUUGUAUCCCUGUCAAUCCGAAGCUUUCUUAUGUACUCAGGUGAAGGUUAUUUAAGGUUAUGUUACUGUAACUGUCCACAACGGGCAAGCUGAAAAUUUUGCAUGACCACGUCGGCUCCAAUAGGUGAUACUUCAGAAUUCAGUCUCGUUCCUCGUAGCUCAGUUGGUAGAGCAUUGGACUAACAAGCCGAAGGUCACGGGUUCGAUUCACGCCGCUGUCACAGAAUAAAGACACACAGAAGGUCGACUCGGCCAAAAAAAACGUAACCGCUGCCACGCAGGGCCAUAGCAGGGUGUAUAUUCAUAUCUUCGUGUUCUGCCCGACGGAUUUCUUUUGAAAGCGAUUGUUUUUACGAUAUGUAAACAUGAAUAUAUGAAUAUACCCCCCAAUUAUCGCGUCUAGCUACGGCCCUGCUGCAACGCCAUGAUUCGCAAUGAGACAUGGUCCUAGCCAGUGCGCUUAUGAGAGGCAUUCACCCCCUGGACGUCUACCAUUUUGAAUAUUAUUAGCAUUUUGAUGACGAAUUACAGUUACCCAAAAUCAUAGGAAAAACCAAGAAGUCGAUUUUCUGUCUGUAUUCUGUGCCGCUGUCAAGCAAAAUUUCAGCUUGCCCGGUGUGGGCACGCUCAGACCAUAGUUAAUGACAAUCAUGGCAAAAAUUCCGUGGACACUUAACCUUAGGUGUAAACUAAAGUAUUACUGGUCACAUACACAUGUUGGCGUCUUUUUCACCUCCGCUCCCCUCUACAAUGUUGGUUUUGACAUGCAUUUCACAAAGCGUUCACCAAACCAAUUUCUAAGCUUUCAACAUUGAACGGGGGGGGGGGUAAAAGCUGUUUUGCGCGCGUGUAUUCAAGGCAGGUAUGUCCACAAUAAUUUUUGCUAGGAUUGUAGUAUCGUCUCAAAUAAGAUCUUGAUUGUAUCAGCACUGCUAUAUACAAUGGAUUUGUCGGCUUUGGGACAAACCAUAAUAAAACACUAGGACAAACCAUAAUAAAACACUAACAUGCAUUAUUGAAUAAGAGAGCAAAGCCUAAUCAAGUCUAAUCUGUUUUGUAAUACUGUGAUGCGCAUGGAUGCUGCGACUGAAUAGACUUUCAUCGCUUUGUUAUUGCUGUAAGUAAUGUAAGUGGAACCAACUUCACGACGUUUUCCCACAAACCUCAUUUUAACUUCCGACCCUUUUUAGUCUCGAAUAACCUUUGCUGCAAAAACUGAUUAGUUUUUCGAGUUUUCUUCAACUCUAUUAAACCUACGUUUUGUCGCUCUUUAACAAUCUGGAUGUACUUUUGUUGCCAGGAGCAACGACGUCAGUUGGUGAGACGACAACAAGAACAAUUACUAAGGUUACAACAACAACAACAGCAACAACAACGAAGAAUGUUUAAUGAGCUACAACACACAUCAGAGAAUACUCCACAAGAACAAGAACAAUUAUUGCCAGAAGGUAUGGUAUAGAACAGUUCUCACCUUUGAAUUUUGUACGUUUACACCUUUGGCAGCCAAGAAAAAAUGUGUAUUCACUUAUAGGCCGUUUGCUGCGUCCCGCGAUAUCGUUCACUUUCAUUUAACAUGUCUUGGAACUGAAAUAUUUUUACGGGAACUAAUACUUUGAAGCACGCUGAGUUCAAAUCCGAAAAGUUCCCGCUCCGUAGACCCGCAGUUUUCUCACAAACUUCUAUUUUAUCUUCACUAAUUUCACAACAAAUAUUUUAAUUGUUCAACGACACGGAUCGACGACGACACACGAUUACGUCACUCAAAAGGACCAAUUUCUAUUAACCAGUCUUCCUUUUAACAAAAGACCGUUUUGCUCGAAUCAUUUUGAGUUAUGUAAUCUUAUGCGUGUUGGACGUAUCUUGUCUACAACUUUGAGAAAGUACAGAUAACGCUUUCUAAAAUCCUCAGUUCUAUAAAAUCACAACUAGGACGUUUAUGGAAGCCCUCUUUCCAAUAAUAUUCGCUUAUCGCAGAAAAUAACACCAACUGAUAUAAUAGUUCAAAUGCAAUGAUAAGUUACCUCUUGAAUUACGUCUCGGAAACUGUGUUGGAAAUUUAAAUGCUGACCCAUUACAUAAGAUUACCGCGUUUUACAUCGUUGUACAAAACAUUCUGAUUGCAUGUAAGGAAUUAUUUCAGCGUGUUCGAAAGUGUUAGUUCCCGUAAAAAUAUUUCAGUUCCAAGAGAAUAUAACAUGCAUACUUCAAUCAAUGAACUUUUUUUGGAAGUUUCAGAUUUCUCACCAGCCAAUAAGCAAUAAGCCGAUGGUUUUUCCAAUGAUGACGUUUGUCGAGCAAUUUGCAUCCCGCCUAUCUACACCAAAAUUUCGACAAAAACUAACUUUUUAUUGAAGAAAUUUAAACUUUUUUCAACGCUAAAAAGUAUACUUUUUUCAACGCUAAAAAGUAUAUAGUAAUAAAUAUAUCCAAGGGCAAGGUGUUUUGCAUCGGAUUUUUUUUUUCAGAAACUAGCGUUAUUUUUGUUGUUUCAAGCGACCGUAUUUAAAUGUGUGUAAAUAUAUUGUGUGCAUGAAAGAGUUGCAAACCUUAGGAUAUUUUCACAUAUUUUCUGGGUUCCCUAUAUGCUUACACGUCAGCAAAAGCGAUGCCGACGAAAGAAAAAGUCGCUUCGCGCAAACAAAUUCUCCAAGUGAAAAACAGAUGACAAAGUUCAUGUGCCUUCUAUACGAUUGUAGACUAAUCUUGCUCUACGUUUCAUUCUCUGUAGUUAGUGUGAAUGAGUAAAUAGUUGCGGAGUGCAUUCUCUUCAGUUUGCUUAUAUGUGCUCAAAAUGUUUCAUUCGGCUGUUGAGAGCAUUUUAUAAUGAUCUAGUUUUGAUUUUAGGUAUAAAAAAUUAUUCUGCCUAAUAUUGAUUAUUUUUUCAAUUCCUUACCGUAUAUAUUAUUUUACAGUUCCGUAUAUUAUUUUGCAGGAGGUGUAAUAUCUGAAGAUUCUAGUUCUGAAUUGUUCCACGAACUGAGCAAUGAAGACAUCAAUGUUGUAAAUAUGUUGCUUGCUGAGGAAGUUGGCACAGAAUUAUGGACCAAUGAGUUGUUUGAUAAAACCUCAUGAUGUAGAUGGGAAUCUGUACUGUGGCAGUAUCUCUGGCACUUUAUGUUAUUCCCAAAUGUUUCCGUAACAAUCCUAUCUAGUUUGCCCAGGACUGUAGAAUGAACGAAAUGUGUCAUGCAUUUUCAUUACUCGUAUUUGUAAUUGAUUGGUUGCAUUUAUUUAACCACGUGAUAAAGAUACAGGCAAACCUAAUAGGAUCGUGGAGAACUAAAAGCGAAUCUGGUGUCAGGGACUGAGACAAAGAGUUUGCAAUCUAGUGCUAAUUCGGCUUAAGCUGUCAUGAUUGGUUCAAUCAGUAAAGGAAAACCUUUCCAACACCAACAAUAAUUUUAUACAUCCGGCUUCCUAGUGGCGCCUCCAAAAGAGCAGAGGACUACCGAGCACUAUACGACUUUCGGAUCACUUUCCCCUACUAAUGUUUCCAAAGCUGGGCUAAAGGGGAUGUAUUCGAGGAAACAGUGAAAUUUUCAAAAGCUUCCGUUGUCUAGUUACCCGGCUUCCAAAAACUAACAUGAAACUUGUGGGAAUAUAUAUGCAUGCAGACAUUUCUGAAUACGUGUACACAAGUUGAUGUCGUGACAAACGAUUCUGGUAUCAUUUGAAUAUUACGGGGUACAUUUUUUCGCUAACCAAUCAGUUGCUGAAAUUUGUUUCGCUUCACGCAAACAAAGUCCCCUAGUGGAAAAACAGGUUUUAUCCGGCACUCUUUCCAACGCAUUAUAGCAACCAAUCACAAUGCUUCAAGCUUUAAUUAGAUUGCAUAGUGCUUGCGACUAGUUAGCUUAGUUGGUUGAACAUCACAUUGAACGUCUUAGUUGUUUACUCGCUUAUGCUUGCGUCGCAACUAUCUAGUUCUGGGACCAAUUUUUUUCACAAUUUAGUGAAAAGGCCAUGGUCUUUAUAAAUAUAUUGGGUGGGGUAUUCAAUGAAAAUUGGGAUGAAAGUAAUAAAAAAUGGACAUUUUUCAUAAAGAUGGAAAGAAGGCUUCGGCUUUAUAAGAUAAGCUUACGCUUAAAAAUUUGAGAAAAAUAGCAUGCGAUUGCUCAUCAACAUUAACCAAAAAUGUUACGCUGGUUUACACUUAAAAUGGAAAUCGCUACUUUUCAAUGUUUUUAAAUGUGAAAAUCACGUUUAUAUUAAAAUCUGCGUGUAAAACGAGAAGAAAAUGAAAAGUUAACUUACCCGGAACCAACCAGCCAAGGUGGUUUCAGAAAAAAUAGAUCCACGGAAUUGGCUGUGCUUGACUUUAUUGAUAAAAUUACUAAGGCAAUUGACGAAGGAAAAUUUACUGUUGGUGUUUUUCUUGAUUUGUCAAAGGCUUUUGAUACAAUUAAUCACAAGAUUCUGAUAAGCAAGCUUGAACAUUAUGGCAUAAGGAGAGUUGCUAAAACAUGAUUUGAAAACUAUCUUUAUGAAAGAAAACAAAUAGUAAAAUAUAAUGGUGUAUUAUCUGAAGAAAUGACCAUCAAAUGUUGUGUCCCUCAAGGAUCUAUAUUAGGGCCGUUAUUAUUUCUUUUAUAUAUAAAUGAUAUUGAGAAUUGCAAUGAAUUGAUUUCAGUUAUACUAUUUGCAGAUGACACUAAAUACUUUAUAGUCAUACUUGUCUUAAAACUCUAAAUAAGAUCAUCCAGGUGGAGCUGGAUAAAAUUACGGAUUGGCUAAGUGCCAAUAAACUUUCUAUAAAUGCCACAAAAACUAAAUUUGUUCUUUUCAGAUCAAGAAAUAAAAAACCUGCCCAAAGUAUAAAAAAUAUUUCUAUCAACAAUGAAAAUAUAAAACAAGAAAAACAUACCACAUUUCUCGGAAUUGUCAUUGAUGAAUUUUUAACGUGGUAUAAUCACCUUGAUUUGGUAGCGAAGAAAAUGAUAAAAUGCGCCGCAAUUAUUUCAAGAAUUCGACAUACAACUCUGAAUUCCUUAAAACUAAAUAUGGCGUCAAUUUUAAAGCAUCAUUGAUAAUUGUAUUUUAAUUGACAAUUUUUAACUAUUAUUUUAUGUUUCUCAACCGGUAGAUGCAUUUGAAAAAGUAGCUAACUCUAUAAACUAGAGAAUAAAGCGAAAACAAAGUAAUUUCGAGAGGAACGCCAAAAAGAUUUUAGGUUUUGAACACUUUUCAUUGCAAAUACGUGACAUUGAAAAAAAUUGCCUCUUAAUCAUAAUAUAUUUCCUGACUUUAAAAAAAGAACAUUUGAACUGCAUGCUAGAUUAUAUUAUGAAUAUUUAACAGUUAUUCUACGAACUCGAGUCGAAUAUGAACUGAUAGCCGAUGAGGUGCGUAGCGCCGAAUCGCCUAUCGCUCAUAUUCGACGAGAGUGAGUGGAAUAACUGUUGUAUUAUAUACACAAGGUCUCAAUUCACAGACUUUGCUUUUCGAAUAUUUUCAAUAUUUUUCUAUUUUGUUUAUGUUUUUAUCUUCGCUUUUUCGGCCGAUUAUUUUUCAAAAAUAUAUAGUUUUAACCAUUUUAAAUUUUAAACAUUUAUUUGCUAUAAACCUGAAAACAAUUUGUGGGAGUUUUUCAUUGUGUUUUUAAUCAUGUGAAGGCUAUAAAAAGCGACAACUUGCCGUCAUCAUCUUUAUGUAAAACGUCUGUAACCGGUGUAUAAAAAAAAGUAAUCUAACUUCAGCGCGCUAUUGUAUGUGAAUUACUCGGCGUAUCAACAAUUUUUUCAUAGUCGGAAAGAUCAGGCUUUUAGCUAUUGAAUGACAUGUUUUCAUGCCAAGUGGAGAAAAAAUAAGCAAGUACGAGUCCGAUAAAAAAUGCUGUGCAUAACAAAAGAAAACGCAAUGAAUCACGAACUUGUCGUAGCUUUAUAGCUAAGAUUUGUUCCUAUACUUAAUAAUAAUUAUGAUUAUUAUACAUUGGAGUUGGUAAAAGCAAUUUGAUUGGCUAAGAGCUUACAGUUAAAUCACGCAACCUACAGAAAAUUCAGUUAUCGGCUAGCAGAUAACUGAGUUAUCUGCAAAUGAGCCUGCGAUGAUUAGCAAGCGGUAUCUAUUUAACACAAACAAAUGUAUAAUAAAACAAUUAUUGAAUUCUGUUUUUGCGAUAUGCAAAGUUAUAUCAAGGUCUCGGUAAGCGUUAUCAGCCUCGCCUUCGGCUCGGCUGAUAACGCUUACCUCGACCUUGAUAAUUCCGCAUAUCACAAAAACCUCAUCCAAUAAUUGUUAAAUAUGUGCGUAGUUUAUUGAAGUAAAUUUUCAUCAACUUAACUCUCAACGAUGAAAAUAUGCGAUUCUGACUAGCAUUUUUUAUCGGACUUGUACUUGCUUAUUUUUUAUCCAUUUGGCAUGAGAACAUGUUAUUCAACAGCCGUAAAAGCCUG